Molecule: messenger RNA, 3758 nt
Organism: Nothoprocta perdicaria
Lineage: Eukaryota; Metazoa; Chordata; Aves; Tinamiformes; Tinamidae
Gene: CAMK2A
Product: calcium/calmodulin dependent protein kinase II alpha
Exons: 19
Coding region: 191-1660 (489 amino acids)
Biological process (GO): protein phosphorylation
Cellular component (GO): neuron projection; cytoplasm
Molecular function (GO): calcium/calmodulin-dependent protein kinase activity; ATP binding; calmodulin binding
Source: RefSeq, a predicted model, not a curated record
UGACGAAGGCUGGCGAGGCUGAGAAGACAAAUUGCCCUCAUCAUUAUCUGCGGGCUUGUCAAUCAAACAUAUUCCCUUAUUUACCUCGAGGAGGAGAGAGCCCCCGGAGCACACGGAGCGGGAGGGAGCCGGAGGAGAGGCACUCGCACCGCACUCGGCGCCGGGGAGGGAGCGCUCCCAGCCCCGCGGCAUGGCCACCAUCACCUGCAACCGCUUCACCGAGGAAUACCAGCUCUUCGAAGAACUGGGCAAGGGCGCUUUCUCCAUCGUCCGGAGAUGCGUGAAGGUGCUGGCAGGACAGGAGUAUGCAGCCAAAAUCAUCAACACCAAGAAGCUCUCUGCCCGAGACCACCAGAAGCUGGAGCGGGAAGCUCGCAUCUGCCGCCUCCUCAAGCAUCCCAACAUAGUGAGACUCCAUGACAGCAUCUCCGAAGAGGGUCACCACUACCUGAUCUUUGACCUGGUCACAGGCGGGGAGCUCUUUGAGGACAUCGUGGCCAGAGAGUACUACAGCGAAGCAGAUGCCAGCCACUGCAUCCAGCAGAUCCUGGAAGCCGUCCUGCAUUGCCACCAGAUGGGGGUGGUACAUCGGGAUCUGAAGCCGGAGAACCUGCUGCUGGCGUCCAAGCUGAAAGGAGCAGCCGUCAAGCUGGCCGACUUCGGCCUCGCCAUUGAGGUGGAGGGGGACCAGCAAGCGUGGUUCGGUUUUGCCGGCACACCGGGAUACCUCUCCCCGGAAGUGCUCCGAAAGGAUCCCUAUGGCAAAGCUGUGGACCUGUGGGCUUGUGGAGUCAUCCUCUAUAUCCUGCUGGUUGGGUACCCUCCCUUUUGGGAUGAAGACCAGCAUCGCCUCUAUCAGCAGAUCAAGGCUGGUGCCUAUGAUUUCCCUUCCCCAGAGUGGGACACGGUCACUCCUGAGGCAAAAGAUCUCAUCAACAAGAUGUUAACCAUAAACCCGUCGAAGCGCAUCACAGCAGCAGAAGCUCUAAAGCACCCCUGGAUAUCGCACCGUGCGACCGUGGCAUCAUGCAUGCACAGGCAGGAGACCGUGGACUGUCUGAAGAAAUUCAAUGCCCGGAGGAAGCUGAAGGGUGCAAUCCUCACCACCAUGCUGGCCACGCGCAACUUCUCCGGAGGCAAAAGCGGCGGCAACAAGAAGAAUGACGGCGUGAAGAAAAGAAAGUCCAGUUCCAGCGUUCAGUUAAUGGAAUCAUCAGAGAGCACUAACACCACCAUUGAAGAUGAAGACACCAAAGUACGGAAGCAAGAAAUCAUUAAAGUAACAGAGCAGCUGAUUGAAGCAAUAAGCAAUGGUGACUUUGAGUCCUACACGAAGAUGUGUGACCCAGGAAUGACUGCUUUUGAGCCUGAGGCUCUGGGAAACCUAGUGGAAGGCUUGGAUUUUCAUCGAUUCUACUUUGAAAACCUGUGGUCCCGGAACAGCAAACCUGUGCACACAACCAUCCUGAACCCGCACAUCCACCUGAUGGGAGAUGAGUCUGCCUGCAUCGCCUACAUCCGCAUCACGCAGUACGUGGACGCGGGAGGGAUCCCCCGCACCGCCCAGUCGGAGGAGACCCGCAUCUGGCACCGCCGCGAUGGCAAAUGGCAAAUCGUCCACUUCCACAGAUCCGGGGCGCCCUCCGUCCUACCGCAGUAAGCCCUCUGAAGUGCGGGCCAGCCUGCGUUGGGUUUGUCACUGACUCGCUACCAAGGAGGAACCCCCUCCAACUCUUCACCCAUGGGACUUUGGCUGUUGGCUCUGCUGCUUGUUUCCUGCUGGAAUUCCUCUUGCUUAUCACCAUGAACAUGCAAUGGCCCCACUGACAUGACACGCAUUGAAUUGAAAUCUCCAUCCCACCUUUUGCAGCCAGCCCCACCAUGGUCUUUGCGCUGGGCCCCCUUUCUCUGCAUGAAAGAAGAGAAGAAAAAAAUAUGUAUAUAAAAUCAACGCUCUUAUUUGGCCAGUAAGAAGAAUCAUGUCUGAGGUAAAGGCUUCCACUCACCACUGCAUGGCAUUCCUGGGCUCCUGCACAUCCUCAUAACCCAGCAUGUCCCAUGAAAUGGGACAGGACUUGUUCUCUAUCUCCAUCCCCACCUCUGCUGAGAGUCUCAAAGGGCCCAAGGAAGAGGAGCCCAUAGAGGCAGUUUUGAGCUACUUCAUGCUGACUGAAUGGAGUGGGCUUGGGUGACCCCCUCUUGGCACCAGAGGAUUUUCAUCUCGCUGCUGUCAUGGUCCCAUACCUCGACGCCAUGGCUCCCACCUGCUGCCACCUUGGACUCUCCCCAACCUGAGCUGUCACUUCUUGGCAGCCUCAACUGAGAAAUCUCAAAUUAUUUGCAAAAUUUGGCUUGCUGGCACCUCUGGGUAAGGAGGGAUUUGUUUGGAUGGGUGAGUAAAGGCCUAUCUCUUAUUUUCUCUUCCCAGGAAUGUAGGCUGACUCCUUCCCAGGAGGGUGACCAUGUUCAUGCCCUAGCCCUGGGGAGCUGUCCUAUUGACAAGCAGCAUGCUAUGUGAGCAGGGAUGUUCUCCCUCCUUCCUCCCUUAUCCCUCGGGAGCAGGAACUGGAGAAGCUGGGAGAAGAGAGGAAGAGUAUGAAACCUCUUCAAAGUGCUGCAUCUGCCCCUGAAGGAACUGGUGGCCACAAGAAUGGAGAGCUCAGCUCUGAGUGGUGGUCAAGCAUCACCACAAGGAUGGGCUUGGUGUGGUAGCCUGCUCUCCUCCACAUAUUUCACUCCAUGUACCCCCUCUGCCUGGCAUCCUUUACUCCCAGCUGACUUGGCACCCAGCUCUUAUCCCUGCCAAACGCCAGCCUCUGCCCCUCGCAUGCAGCACCUGGACCUUCUCCCAGCACCCUGAACCUGAGCACCACAGCCCUUGCCGUAGUACUGGAAAUGCUGGUGCUAAGGCAGCCAAGCUGGCCACCCCUCCGAGACGCAACGCGUCAUCGCCCACGCAACACCUUCCAGCAAAGAUGAGGAAUGCAAGCUUUAGUAAUAAAACUCUGCAGAAUCUGAUCAUGCUUUUGAAGAAAGAAACAAGCCUUUAGCUAUCUCUUCUACUUUGAGCGCAUGCCUUUUUAUAGGAAAAAGGAAACAACCUACUGUGUAUUUCGUAACUUGAUUUUGAGUAUUUGCUGACAUGGAUCUUUAUGUAAUAACUAGAAACAUUCAACUGUUUGGGAUGGGGGUGGGGGGGUUUGGGGGGGGUUGCUGUCUUUUGUUUUGUUUGCCUUUGGAGUAGGGUUGUAACAAAGUGCCGUUCCUAAUGGGACCCAAUGGCUGCACCCCGGCUGGUGGGACCCCGAGUCGGGUCUCCUGCCCUGCGCUCUGCGGGUGCCCGUGGCGGUGGAGAGGCCACUGUGGCUCGUUCCAGUUGCCCUGGAUGGGCAGAGGUGGCACAGCCAUGUCCCCAGGGGGCCCUUUCCAGGCCCCCACGCGGAUUUUCCUGAACAGCAAAGCCAGGCAGAGGCUCUUCAGGAGCCAGUGGCUUGUGGUCUUCAGGACAGAAGAUGAGGCUGGAACAGGGAAUUCUGGCAUCACCUCUUUGCCUUCAGGUAGAGGUCCGAGAGGCGUAAGGGUGGUUGUUUUUCUGGCAAUCCUUCCGUUUCUUGUUCUCUUUUUUUUUCGACUGGAACUUCUUUGCUCGUUGAUGUGAGGUUGCUGCAGUGCACUGCUGCCACUGGGGACUCUCUAACUGCACUCUCUUCAUCUGCAUGGCAUUUAACUUUCUAGAUGGUGCGUGUAUUGAAAAACAA